Molecule: messenger RNA, 336 nt
Organism: Didymodactylos carnosus
Lineage: Eukaryota; Metazoa; Rotifera; Eurotatoria; Philodinida; Philodinidae
Source: the annotation of a GenBank genome assembly
AUGUCGUCGUCUUCCUCCUCUCAUUAUCAGUCUUCGUACGUAAAUCCCACAGCUACUAGUUCGACAAAUCAUUAUGCCGGCUCAUCUACAGGUCGUUCGUCUACAUCGACAAACAACAGUGAUAAUCAAAUUCGUCGCGAUAUUCAAGAUGAUUGGCAACGACGAGAAGGUAUACAAAUAUUGACAACAUCAAUUAAACGUUUAACAGAUUUUCUAAAUCAAUUUGAAUCUUCGUGUCGUUAUCGUUUAUCAACGUUAAAUGAAAAACUGACAUCUUUAGAGAGACAAGUUAAUUAUUUAGAAGCAAGAGUGAGCAAAGGUGAAACAUUGAAUUAA